This is a messenger RNA of Drosophila serrata, 1904 nucleotides long. RefSeq names its product putative E3 ubiquitin-protein ligase UBR7. Gene Ontology annotation, cellular component: cytoplasm. NCBI's taxonomy places the organism in Eukaryota, Metazoa, Arthropoda, Insecta, Diptera, Drosophilidae. Gene Ontology annotation, molecular function: ubiquitin protein ligase activity; zinc ion binding. The record is from RefSeq and is a predicted model, not a curated record.
GGUCACACUGUUUCGAAUUAUUUGCAAUUUUCGUCCGCGUCCAAAUCGCGCCAAACAAUUGGCAUUCCUACACUUCCACGAAAUUCAGACCUUUGAACAACAGUUAGACACCACUUUGAUCCGACCACCACUGAGAUGAGCGAGUUAAAUGCGAGUGUUGCCGGCCCAGAGGGCGAGGAUGGAAAUCCGCACGAGCAAUCGACCAUCACAAUGGUGGAUGUGCUCGAGCAGGAGAAGGAAUUGGAGGACGAGUACGCCGCGGUGCUGGGCGCCUCCGACGAGAAGUCCUGCACCUAUGCAAAGGGACCCAUCGCCCGGCAGGCCCUGUACUCCUGCCUCACUUGCUGCCCGGAGGCACGCACUGACCUUACCAAAGCCGCCGGCUGUUGCUUGGCCUGUUCCUACCGCUGCCACGAGAACCACGAACUGGUGGAGCUUUAUACUAAGCGGAACUUCCGCUGCGACUGUCCCACAAGCAAGCUGGGCAAGUGCUCCCUGAAUCCGCAACUGCAAGGCGCUCAGGAUGCCAAUAAGGGAAAUCUGUACAACCAGAAUUUCCAAGGGCUCUACUGCCGCUGCAAGCGUCCUUAUCCUGAUCCCGAACGCACCGUCGAAGAGGUGAUGCUGCAGUGCGCCAUCUGCGAGGACUGGUACCAUCUGCCGCACAUGAAGGCUCCGGGCGCCAGCGAGAAGUGGCUGGAUGCCUGCAGUGAAAUGAUCUGCGAUGGCUGUAUGGAUGCUGUACCAUUCCUUAAGGACUAUACCGGAUUGGCCUUGCAGCCCGUUGAGGGUGAUGAGGAAAAGAAGCCCAAGGAGGACUUAAAGCCAAAGCAGGAUGAAGGUCAACUAAAGUCGGAGCUAGAUCGUAGCAUCUGCGAUAUAAUGAACGUUUCGGAGAAGAAAGGCGAUGCAGCAGCGGCAGAGGUUGGCGAACCCAGCCAGAAGCGUGCCAAGCUGGAUAAUUGCAGUCGUCCCACGCCUCUCAAGGAGCAUCAGGGAGCCGCUUUCUGGACUAAUGACUGGCGCAAAUCGCUUUGCCAGUGCUCCGAAUGCCUACCGCUCUACAAGGAGCUUGGCGUGGAGUUUCUGCUGGACACCGAGGACUCGGCCAAGACGUACGAGGAGCGCGGCAUGAAGCGUGCGGAAGAAAAUUCCAGCUAUGAGCAGGGCAUCCGGGCUUUGGCCUCCAUUGACCGGACACAGCAAAUCGAUGCGAUUACCGAAUACAAUCGUAUGAAGGACAAGCUAAAGGAGUAUUUGCAGUCCUUCGCCGAAAGCAAGAAGGUGGUGACCGAGGAGGAUAUCAAUCGCUUCUUUGCCGGCAUGCGUAACGAGAAUAAUGAUAAGCUGGGUCAACCAUACUUUUGUCGCUGAAAUCGGUCAUCGGGGGUCGGGUUAGAAGAUUUUCCUCACCUUUUCAAAUUGAGUAAUUCUAUGAAGACAAAUUAUAAGUAUUGAGCCAAAAGAAAUCAUUCUAAACAAAAUUAUAGCAUAGCAUAGGUGAGGAAAGUCAUACAAAUUUAAAGUUUAAAAUUUCAGCAUGUCGAUUAUUUAAAAUCUUUGGUUAUAACCACACAUUCCCUCCUCAUCACAGAGCACACAUAAAUCCAUGUAAAAUCUUAAGUCGUACUUUAUUAUAAAUCAUUAUAAUUACGGAAUUCACUCCAUUUACAUAACAAAGAAAAGUCGUAACAAGGCAUCGGGGCAAUGAGAUUCGCAUGACCCUCUUCUAUACGCUAUCUAGCCAAAAUAUCUAUGUACAAUGUAUGGCAAAAUAGAGUUAUGUAAAGUGUGGUUCUUGGCUGAAGGGAAAUGAAAACCUGUCCUUGAGACCCUUUUUUUUACAUAACUCUAAUUUGGUUAAUCUUGUGGUAUAUUUAUGAAUAUAUAAAUGUAUACGCGUA